Molecule: messenger RNA, 709 nt
Organism: Linum tenue
Lineage: Eukaryota; Viridiplantae; Streptophyta; Magnoliopsida; Malpighiales; Linaceae
Source: the annotation of a GenBank genome assembly
GGGAAAUUCUGUUAGCUUGCUUUGUUAGAGAGGUGAGAGAGAAAGGAGCAAACGAUUUCACCAAUAUAAGACAAACAUUCUCCUUCAGAUCUGCAAAUUGCAAUACUUAGCUAAACCUUCUAGGAGAAAAGCAGACGCCAAGAAGGUCCUCUCUGCCGGUGUUCAUCGCAACUUUUGGAGACAGGGAAGCAGCUCCGCAUACUCAUCAAAUGUCGGGCUGGAGUAAGAUCCACGAAAAGCUUCCUCGAUUCGUGAAAGACACGCUGGAUGGCCGCUAUCGCGAGGUCCUGAUUGACGGCUCGUUAGUGCUGACCUACAGUGGUUUUGUCACUCAGCUCUUCAAAGGCGAUUCGGCAACGAAGGAGGAUCUUGCUGUAGGUGGAGGUCGAGCGCGAGACCUAGAGGAAGAUCGGGUUCUUCGAUUCUGCAAGGAGGAAUCCUAAAAGAAUUCUUGAGUUAAUUGAAAUGGAUGUGAAACUCGAAUGCAUGAAACCAAGAAUGUAAAUCUAAAAAAUCAACCGAAAACAGAUAAUGGGCCUGUUUAUUAUGAAUUAAGUUCUCGGCCCAGACGAAUUAUUUUGUGAGCCCAAUUCUUUGAUUUCAGACUUAACGCAGCAGCGAAGCUGAGAAGGCUUCUUCCUUCCUGACUCUGCUCCUGUUCGUCUUCCCUGUGUCAAUCACUCUUCAGCAAGCAGCAAAACAAUUAUGC